This is a messenger RNA of Botrytis cinerea B05.10, 2335 nucleotides long. It is a transcript of the gene Bcmsc7, whose product is annotated as Bcmsc7. Gene Ontology annotation, molecular function: aldehyde dehydrogenase (NAD+) activity. Bases 209 to 2041 code for a protein of 610 amino acids. The record is from RefSeq and is a predicted model, not a curated record. The transcript is spliced from 3 exons. Lineage: Eukaryota; Fungi; Ascomycota; Leotiomycetes; Helotiales; Sclerotiniaceae.
GAUACUACUUCUUCCUUUUCUCAGAAAGCUGUUAUUUGUUGAAAGCAUGUUUUGAAAGGUUUCAUUGACAAUUGGGUUGUAUGAACUAGUAUCCUGUAUUUCUUCUGGUAAAUGGGCAUAGUGCUGGAUAUCCUUCGUUGAAAACAGGCCAUCCAAUCGGCCAGCGUAUACCAAUAUCUACCAGUAUUGCCCAGGUGCAAUCAACCAAAUGGAAAGAGACCACCCCCUUCCAGAUGGACCUUUUGCAGGUUGGAAGCAUGGAGAUGUUGAGAAGCUCAUGUUCACAUUAGCCGCUGGAGCUACAGCAGUUGUUGGAUGUUUUCUCUACGGAACAAUUCGUUUUAUUGAAUGGUAUAAUGCGGAGCCGGUUCUACGCUAUUCUAUUACUGAAUUAAAAGCACCAGAGGAGAAGAAGAUUUUGGAUAACCCGAGCAUCAAGGACACCGAAUCAUCGAAUAUUCAAUGUUAUGCUCCAGCAACUGGACAAUUCCUAGGAUACGUCGCCCCUUCAUCGCCCGAAGAUAUCGAUAGAGCAAUUGAGAAGGCACAUGUCGCACAGAAGAAAUGGGCGCGAACUACUUUUACCCAAAGGCGACAAGUUCUACGCUCUAUGAUGGCAUAUAUAUUGGACCACCAGGAUGAACUUUGCAAGGUCGCAUGUUUGGAUUCAGGAAAAACUAUGAUUGAUGCCGCAUUAGGAGAAAUUUUAGUGACUGUCGAAAAGCUUAGCUGGACUUUGAAGCAUGGUGAAAAGGCAUUGAGUCCUUCUCGAAGACCUACGAACUUGCUCAUGAUGUACAAGAAGAAUACGGUCCAAUACGAGCCUUUGGGAGUUGUCGCUGCUCUGGUCUCUUGGAACUAUCCUCUUCAUAACUUGCUUGGCCCAAUAAUCUCCGCAAUUUUCUCUGGAAAUGGAAUUGUGGUCAAGGCAUCCGAAAAUACAGCUUGGAGUGCACAGCAUUUUUCUCUUAUUGCAAGAGGAGCAUUAUACGCAUGUGGUCAUGAUUCCAAUCUGAUUCAAGUCGUUACAUGUUGGCCAGAUACUGCAAAUCAUCUUUCGUCUCAUCCUAGGAUCUCUCAUAUAACUUUCAUCGGUAGCCGACCUGUCGCCAAAUUGGUAGCUGCGGCAGCAUCUAAGCCUCUAAUCCCAGUUGUUGCCGAGCUUGGAGGCAAGGAUGCAGCGAUUAUUAUGAAUUCCGCGGUUAGCGAUCUUCCACGUAUCACCGAAAUCCUCCUUCGUGGUACAUUCCAAGCCGCUGGACAAAAUUGUAUUGGUAUCGAACGAAUUAUUGGUCUUCCGGAUGUUUAUGACAAAAUUGUCGCAGCACUCGAGCCACGGAUUCGAGCUCUUCGUGUCGGCUCUGCUCUCGACUCUACAGCGGAAUCGCCAGUUGAUGUCGGAGCAGUUAUUUCUGAUGCUUCAUUUGGAAGACUCGAGAAAUUGAUUGCAGAAGCCGUCUCGGAUGGAGCUCGUCUUUUGGUUGGCGGUAAACGUUUCAACCAUCCAGUUCAUCGCUCGGGACAUUACUUUAGUCCUACUCUAAUCGUUGAUGUCACCCCUGAGAUGGCCAUUGCUAACGAAGAGUGCUUCGGACCUAUUUGCGUCGUUAUGAGAGCUAAGAACCCUGAAGAUGCCUGCAACAUCGCAAACCAUCCCGAUUUCGGACUCGGUGCCUCUGUCUUUGGAUCCAAAGACUGGGAACUCAAUGCCAUAAUCAAGAACAUUAAGUCUGGUAUGGUAGCUAUAAACGAUUUUGGUGCAUACUAUGCAGUUCAGUUACCAUUUGGCGGCGUGGCUGGUAGUGGAUAUGGAAGAUUCGCUGGUGAGGAGGGCUUGAGAGGACUUUGUAAUAUCAAAGCUAUUUGUGAGGACCGUUGGCCAUGGUCUCCUGCUUGUACUGCUAUUCCUCCUCCGCUUCGAUACCCGAUCCCGGACACAACAAAGGGCUUCGCGUUUACGAAGGCGGUAGUGGAUAUUGGAUAUGGGGCUGGGGUGAAAGGUAAAUGGAGGGGAAUAAAAGUCAUGUUGGGGAUGAGUUAAUCAGAUAUGGAGUAGUAAUAUAUGGAAUGAUGGACUGGCAAGUCGGUACAGGCGGAGGUAUUUAUGUAGGGUGGCAAAUUUUUGAGUUAAUGUCAUAUGCAAGAUACCUUUAUGCUAAUAUUUAUCAUGUAAAUUCGAUACAAUGAUUUUUCCAAAGGCCUUUCUUGAGGGUCACAGGAGACGGAGGCAAUAGAAGCGCCCAAAUAUAAACAAGAAACAAGACAAGCGUGUAUUAUUUUCUAAUUAUUUUCCAUAACUGGGAUUUUAACAAUCGAAUACGUUUCACUCUAUGCA